This is a messenger RNA of Hevea brasiliensis (rubber tree), 2027 nucleotides long. RefSeq lists its product as uncharacterized. Bases 826 to 1827 code for a protein of 333 amino acids. NCBI's taxonomy places the organism in Eukaryota, Viridiplantae, Streptophyta, Magnoliopsida, Malpighiales, Euphorbiaceae. The record is from RefSeq and is a predicted model, not a curated record. The transcript has 3 exons.
GAACUAGUAUACCUUCUCAUUCACAUGUAGUAUUUUAUAAUUUUCCUCUCUCUCUUUUCUCAUUCUCUUUCGUUUCUCGUCUCUUUCUCUUUCUCUCGAUCGAAAUCGAGGAGCCCUAAAUAGCUGCCUCCUUUGUCUCCAUCGCUUCCUUCUUCACGGAAUUCCUCUCUUUUAGGGUUUCUCGAUCUUCACCACCCGAUUGAAGGAAGCGAAUUCUAGAGAUUUAUUUCCCCCAAUUCCAAGCACAGCUGGGUUCUUUUGUACUAGUACUUGAUGAUUUAAUGGAGCACUUAUCUCCUUGUCAAUUGAGAACUACUACAGAAGCUGAAUUUAUCUUUAUGGUUCUACAAAUGAUUGGAGUAUUUUCGUAUCAUUAUGUUUAUUUAUUAGGCAAGCGUGAAGCAAAUAUCUGUCAACUUAGUCGUAGCUGUAGCGGCUACUCACCUUGAAGGAAACCUAUCUCAGUAGCACAACUUUCGUAUGAGUAUAUGUUUGUUCAUGAGAUUUGUACAUAUAUUUUUAUGUAUAUUUAAUGUGUUCCUCUAGUCACUAUUUGUGUGCCUGGUCAUGUUUUUCUUUCUCUUUUUUCCUUGGGUCUGGGGUUUCAGUAGAUUGUUGAAUGUUUAAAAGCCUUCACAUAAAUGUUGCAUUUGGUUUCUUGUUGUGCUAUUCCUAUUCUUGAUUUACAAACCCUUGAGCUUAAUUUCAUUAGUCAGAUUGUCUUAUGUAUAAUCUUUAUGUGAUUUCUUAUAGCUUCAACCAUUUUGGUGGCGCUGUUAGAAGCGUUGGAUUUUAGGGUUGUGUUGAUAUUUGUGCAGUCUCAGAAUGCCAAAGGAUAGAAGAGAUCGCUCGGUAUCUUUUGAUAGGUGCAAGGCGUCUCCGUACACUUGCAGCUCCAGUUGUAGCAGGCUAUCUUCACCCAAAAUCCCUUCAGAAACUGAGGAAAACCUAAAGGAAUGGGAAGAGGCCAGGUGUCCUGUUUGUAUGGAACAUCCUCACAAUGCAGUACUCCUCAUAUGUUCUUCCCAUGAGAAAGGCUGCCGUCCUUACAUGUGCGAUACAAGCUAUCGCCACUCAAAUUGUCUUGAUCAGUUCCGCAAGUCGUUUACUGAGGCCUCACUGACAACUCCUCAACCAGAAGAAAAUAGGGUCACAACAGCCACGGUUGGGAGCUCAGAACCAACUGUUAAUGUGGAACAAAGUGAGGAAGAGCCCUUAUCUACUGGAACCAUUCCUUGUGAUAAAAAAGCACAACCAACACUGGUGUGCCCCCUCUGUCGGGGGCAGGUAAAAGAGUGGAUUACCAUGGAGCCUGCUCGUCGUUUUAUGAAUGCAAAAUCAAGAAGCUGUGCCUGUGAAACUUGUGAUUUUAGUGGCACCUAUUCAGAUCUUAGGAAACAUGCAAGACUUGAACACCCUCUUGUUCGACCAUCACAGGCUGAUCCAGAACGGCAACGAAAUUGGAGGUUGCUGGAGCGCCAAAGGGACCUUGGGGACUUGAUCAGCACGCUUCAUUCUUCAUUUGGAGAAGAGAGGGGUGAUGACAACAUUUUACCUAUUGACGAUGGUGGUUGGCUCACUGUAUUUUUUCUUAUAAGAGUGUUUCGACCUGGGUCAAGUCCGAGGAGUAGCAGCUGGUCUGGUACCUCAAGAGCGAGAGGGCAGCUGAAUUUCAGAAGGAGAUCUACCAGGCUUUGGGGGGAGACUCAUGAUGUGGAAACUGGGUCGUCUUCCAGAGAUGAGGACAAUGAUUCUUCAGAUGGUGGGUCAGACCCUUGGAGACGUAGUGAGCGCAUUCGGCGACGGACAACACCAGACCAUUUGUGAUUGAAGAACUUUUAUUCUGUAGGCAGAAAGGAUUGGAGUUCUUUGCUUGAACAGUGGAUUCUGUUCCCCUGCGUAUGGAACAGUUUUGCUUUUCAGUUGCUUGAAUGUUUUAUCACAAGGGUGAGCAAAUUGUAAUUUGAAAAAAAAAUCAAUUAAGUAAUUUACAUUGACCAGUGGACAGCUGGUUCUUUUGCUUUGCA